AUGACUUCAGAAGGCAAAAAUUCAGUAGAUUCGAACGAAGGUUUAGUAGUUCCUGGACAUACAGUACGUUUUAGUGAGGCUGUUUAUACAGAUGAUGAUUCUUCACCACCACCAGCACGUCUCGAUGGCGAUGGUGAUAUUACUUCAUCCGUCAAAAAUCAAUCAAAUCAACGGAUGAGGACUCGUCGUCAAUCUGGUAUACUCAAACGUCGAGUAAAUACAAUAACGACUGCUGAUGCGCCACCUAUAAUCUUAUCAGAUGAAGGACUCAAAGCUGGUCGAGUAUCACCUUUUCUCAAUUUUCCAUUAUUUCUCACGAUGACUAUUCGUUCUAUUGGAAUCGUCUUUGGAGAUAUGUAA
Messenger RNA from Adineta steineri, 360 nucleotides. The record is from the annotation of a GenBank genome assembly. NCBI's taxonomy places the organism in Eukaryota, Metazoa, Rotifera, Eurotatoria, Adinetida, Adinetidae.